AUGAAAGAGAAAAAGAGGGUGCAGGAGGUGCCCUUAAGGGGUUACGACCUCUCCGUACUGCAGCGAGAGCUACUGCAGCAAAUGCAGCCCCUAGACGAGCAGCAGCAGCAGCAGCAGCAGCAGCAAGUGGUUGAAUUGCUCGUUGAACAGAAGUUCUGUCCCCACGACUUUUCUGUGCUUUGCCCCUUCGCCUGGAACCCUUCCAGCGACGGCUCCUCCUGCACUGCCCCUGAAGCAUACAUCGUUAGGUGCUUGACAUUCGUUGCAGGGUUUAGGGUUAAGGGUUUGACUAUUCGGCUCCCUGCCCUGAAGGCUGGAACCUCGCUGGCAAACUACUCCGGGCCCUGCGCUGACGGCAUGCCGCCCCUAGACUUCCCCCUGGAGCAGCAGCAGCAGCAGCAGCAGCAGCAGCAGCAAAUGAGAGAAGCUGAAGUGGCUUGUGGGGUGUCUUUCGCCUGCGCCCCCCCAAACUGCCAGCGCGACUUCGCAGCAAACUGUCCGCUGGGGUGGCAGCAGCAAGGCAGUGCAUGCAGCGCUCCAGUGAGCAGCAAAUCCUAA
Eimeria acervulina is the source of this 558-nucleotide messenger RNA. RefSeq names its product plasmodium falciparum CPW-WPC domain-containing protein, putative. The coding region runs from base 1 to 558 and encodes 185 amino acids. The record is from RefSeq and is a predicted model, not a curated record. The transcript is spliced from 4 exons. NCBI's taxonomy places the organism in Eukaryota, Apicomplexa, Conoidasida, Eucoccidiorida, Eimeriidae.